Molecule: messenger RNA, 3623 nt
Organism: Pangasianodon hypophthalmus (striped catfish)
Lineage: Eukaryota; Metazoa; Chordata; Actinopteri; Siluriformes; Pangasiidae
Product: Fc receptor-like protein 5
Exons: 9
Coding region: 64-1809 (581 amino acids)
Biological process (GO): cell surface receptor signaling pathway
Molecular function (GO): transmembrane signaling receptor activity
Source: RefSeq, a predicted model, not a curated record
GUAGGAAGUGUAGUGGCUUUAACACAGACCACUGAUGAGUCAGUCAUUCAUCAGUGUGACAGGAUGGAGCUCUGUCCACUCUGUGUCAUGAUCUUGCUUACCUCACUUAUCCGAGUUGGGCAAGCUCAAGCUGGGUUUAAACCAGUUCUGACUGUGCAGCCGAAUGCAUCACAAAUAUUCAGCGGAGAGACAGUUACACUCACAUGUAAUAUUAGGGGAGGAAGUGGACUAUACUACUGGUACAAGAAUGGGGUUAAUGUUCACAGAUCUGCUGAAAAUGUCUACACUAUAAAAGUAGAUCAGAGUCACAAAUACAAAUGUUUUGGUUCUAAGUAUGGACAGUCCACGGCAUUUAGUGAUGAAGUGACUCUCUCAGUAACAGAGAGACCAAAAGCUGUUCUGACUCUGCAGCCUGAUGGACAGAUAUUCAGUGGAGAGGAAGUCACUUUCACAUGUGAAAUACGAGGACAUGCAGACACUGAGUGGAUGUACAUCUGGUAUAAAGAUGAUGUGCAACUUUUCUCCUACACUGAGAGCAGGGAAUAUUUAUUCAUUACUGCUGAGUCUUACAGCGGUAAAUACACCUGCAGUGGACAGAGAAAAAGUGACUCUCAGACCUCAGAGACCAGCAACGCUGUUACACUCACUGUGUCAGAAAAACCUAAACCUAAACUCACAUCAAGCCGUGAAGCAGCUGUACUGACAGGAAACUCAGUGAUUCUGUACUGUACACUGUGGCUGCAGUCUGCUGGAUGGAAGUUUUACUGGACCAAACCCACACAGAGCACUGAGACUGAGACUGAAACACACCACUACUUCAUCAGCUCAGUUAGAGUCUCUGAUGGAGGUCAGUACAAGUGCAGAGCUGGAAGAGGAAACCCAGUUUACUACACACACUACAGUGAUGCACUCUGGGUAAAUGUUACUGAGAGUCCUAAAGCUGUGGUGACUAUAAAGCCUGAUAAACAUGUGUUCAGAGGAGAGACUGUGACUCUCAGAUGUGAAAUUCAGGGAGGAGGAGACACUGAGUGGACAUACAGCUGGUAUAAGAACAAUUACACACAAUACCCCAGAACACAGGAGCUCAGCAUCAGCUCAGUUAGAAAUUAUGACAGUGGUACAUACACCUGCAUAGGGAGGAAGAGCAGUGACUAUCAGAGCUCAGAGAUCAGUGAUGCUGUUCCACUCACUGUAUCAGAUGCAGCAGAAGCAGUAGUGCAUGUGUCUCCACUGAGCUGGCUGACUGAAGGAGACUCAGUGACUCUAAGCUGUGAGGUUAAACACUCCUCUACAGGUUGGACAUUCAGCUGGUACACAGAGAUUCCCUACAGAGACAGUCAGGGUUCCCUCAGGUUCAAUACAGUGCUCCUCUCAGACAGCAGCAGAGGAUCUGGAGGCUCCUACACUCUCAGUCCAGUUACUCUGAAUCACACAGGAGUUUAUAUGUGCAUAGCAGAGAGAGGAGAACGAGUCUUUUACUCAAAGUACAGCAACAUAAAGCCACUGUGGAUCACUGGUAAAUCUCCUCCAGUGUCUCUGAUCAUCAGUCCCAGCAGAACUCAACACUUUACUGCUGAGUCUCUCUCACUGAGCUGUGAGGACCAGAGUGACUCUACUGGAUGGACAGUGAGAGGAUACACACACAGCGAGACAUUGUUCGAUUGUUCAUCAGUUUCAGGAUCUACAUGUAACAUCAGCUUCCUCUCUACAUCACACACUGGAGUUUACUGGUGUCAGUCUGAAUCUGGAGGACGCAGUAAUCCUGUCAACAUCACAGUGCACAGGGCUCAAAGGUAUUUGGACAAUUGACUGAUAAGAAGUUAAUUGACCUUGUGCGGUCCAUUCCCUUGUUACUCCAAGACAAAUGAAGCAGAUAAAAGGUCUGGAGUUGAUAUCAGGUAUUGAGUUGGCAUUUGGCAGCUGUUCGACUGGAGCUACCAACAUGAAGUCCAAGGAGAUCUCAAUGCAAGUGAAGAAGGCCAUCAUUAAGCUGAAAAAACAACAUAAAUCUAUAAGAGAGAUAGCAAAAACCUUAGGUGUGGCCAAAUCAACAGUUGGGUACAUUCUUAAAAAGAAAGAAAGCACUGGUGAGCUCAACAUCGAAAGGCCUGGAAGACCACGGAAGACGACUAAAGUGGAUGAUCGCAGAAUCCUUUCCUUGGUGAAGAAAAACCCCUUCACAACAUCAACAGAAGUCAAGAAUACUCUGGAGAAGGUAGGCGUAUCAUUGUCAAAAUCAAUCAAGAAACACCUUCAUGAAUAUAAAUACAGAGGGUUUACAACAAGGUGCAAACCACUGGUAACAUUCAAGAAUAGGAGAGCCAGAUUAGACUUUGCCAGAAAACAUCUAAAAAAAGCCUCCCAUCUUCUGGAAUAAGAUUCUUUGGACUGAUGAAAUGAUGGGAAGAGAAAAGUAUGGCAAAAGAAAGGAACAGCUCAUGAUCCAAAGUAUACCACAUCAUGUGUCAAACAUGGUGGAGGCAGUGUUAUGGCAUGGGCAUGUAUGGCUGCCAAGCUAUACUCUCUGCUCACAUUCAGCCAAAUGCUACAAAACUGAUAGGAUGCCGCUUCACAGUGCAGGUGGAUAAUGACCCUAAACAUACUGUGAAAGCAACUCAAGACUUUUUGAAGGCAAAGAAAUGGAAUAUUCUUCAAUGGCCAAGUCAGUUGCCUGAUCUCAACCCAAUAGAGCAUGCUUUUCACUUACUGAAGACAAGACUGAAGGCAGAAAGACCCACAAACAAGCAGCAACUGAAGGUGGCUGCAGUGAAGGCCUGGCAAUGCAUCUCCAGGGAGGAAACUCAGAAUAUGAGUUUUGAGAACAUGGGCUCCAGACUUCAGGCAUUGAUUGACUGCAAAUGAUUUUCAUGCAAGUAUUAAAAUGAUGGUUAUAUUUACAAUUAUGUCACUUUGUCCAAAUACCUUUGAACGCCUGAAAAUGGAGGUACUUUGUUGAAAAUGGCUGUAAUUCCUAAAUGGUAAAUGCCAUAUUUUUGUGGAACCUCUUAAAAUAAAGCUGAAAGUCUAUAUAUAGUGUAUAUAUGUGUAUAAAGGCAAAAUCACAAAAACUCUGUCAUUGUCCAAAUACUUCCUGAUCUGACUGUAUAUAUAUAAUACAUUUAGUUCCAUGAGGUAAGUUAUCACUGUUAUUCCCUGUUAUCACUUACAUUACAGUGCUUAUAAAUAGUCAUUUUUUCACCAGCCUCUCUCUUUUCUUUCUCUGAAGUUAAUAAGACAAAAAGGCAGCUUGUCAUAUUAUUGAGAAACCAGUCAGUGAAAACUCCUCUGUUCCAAAGACUUUUCCCAUGGCUGAAAUCUUACUGACUGUUUCAAAGUAAAUAUACAGUAUUAUUUAAUCAGAUUAUUUUUUUCUCCUUAGACUAUGUGGUGUGCUUACCAUACAAGUCCAUGUGUAUGAGCUGUUGAUGGUAGAACAAGUACAUUAAUUCAAAUCACAGGUUUAUAUUAUACACAGAUUCAGGAAUUCAGCAGCUCUGUUGUAUGAAAAAAAUAACCAUGGUCAAUGUAGUAUUUUUGCAUGUACAGUAUGAUUUGUGUAUAUGUGAGUCUUGUAUUUAUUAGGGCCUCGUACUUCACUUUACACAAGAUUAUAAUUAUUAUUU